This is a messenger RNA of Vicia villosa (hairy vetch), 630 nucleotides long. RefSeq lists its product as uncharacterized. NCBI's taxonomy places the organism in Eukaryota, Viridiplantae, Streptophyta, Magnoliopsida, Fabales, Fabaceae. The coding region runs from base 1 to 630 and encodes 209 amino acids. Gene Ontology annotation, biological process: base-excision repair. The record is from RefSeq and is a predicted model, not a curated record. The transcript has a single exon. Gene Ontology annotation, molecular function: phosphoric diester hydrolase activity; DNA-(apurinic or apyrimidinic site) endonuclease activity; double-stranded DNA 3'-5' DNA exonuclease activity. Gene Ontology annotation, cellular component: nucleus.
AUGAUUAUUUUUUCCUUAAAUAUUAGAGGAGGAGGUAGCCGGGCCAAGAGGAAGAGAGUCAGAUACCACAUUCAAAAAGGAGAGGUUGAUAUAUGUUUUAUCCAAGAAACAAAGUUAAGUGGCAUAAAUUCUAACAUAGUUAAGGAAUUGUGGGGAGAUAAUCAAGUAGAGUGGUCGCAUCUGGAUGCCAACGGGGCGUCGGGAGGCAUUCUUACGAUGUGGAAAAAGGAUUUCUUCAAUUUAAUCUUUAGUUUCCGUGGUGAGGGUUUCUUGGGUCUUUGCGUGGAGAAGGAUGGCAAACGCAUUUACUUCGUGUACGUCUAUGCUUCAUGUGACUUAACCACAAGAAAAAGAACUUGGGAUAUAUUAUAUGAUUUCAAAAAUAACAAUUUUAAAGGCUCUUGGUGCAUUGGAGGAGACUUCAAUUCUAUCUCCUCUUUAGAAGAAAGAAUUGGGAUAUCAACUCGUAGCUAUAGGAGGGAGAUAACGAUAUUCAAAGAGUUCAUAGAAGAAAUGGAGUUGGUGGAUCUACCUACCAUAGGAGGCAAGUUUACUUGGAUAAAAAGUAAUGGCAAGACUAUGAGUAGGUUAGAUAGAUUUCUUCUAUCGGAAAGCUUUAUUGAAGAUUAG